Ruditapes philippinarum (Manila clam) is the source of this 601-nucleotide messenger RNA. RefSeq lists its product as uncharacterized. The transcript has 3 exons. The record is from RefSeq and is a predicted model, not a curated record. Bases 113 to 583 code for a protein of 156 amino acids. Lineage: Eukaryota; Metazoa; Mollusca; Bivalvia; Venerida; Veneridae.
UGAUAUUAUUCUUCCGUAUUGUUAAGGAGUGCUGAAUACAUUUCAGACAUUAAUUGAAACGUAUUUUAUACAUUUUUAAACAUGCAUAUCCUGUUGACUAAAUGAAAAGGAGAUGAAUUCUAUAUAUAUACAAAAGAUGGAUUCGUCGAUCAUUUUGGUUCUUGCUUCUUUAUUUGAAGUGGUCAUGCAAGCAGUUUAUGGAGAAAGUUCGAGCGCAUGUUAUGGAACCCAGCCAUGUGACUUUUUCUCUAUGCAAUGUCCGUCAAAUCAGGUCAUCAAAUUGAAUAAUUUGUACGCUGGAUAUAAAAAUACUACAAUUAAUCCGAUCUGUGGAAACGCUGAUCGACAUUGUGAACUUAAAGCAACAUGUUGUUCUUAUGCUUCAGGAGGAAAUGAUAUUUUAGAAUUUUUAACUUUAGAAAAUAAUUACAAUACGUAUACAAACUGUUCUGGUCGACAGAGAUGUACAGACAUCCAAGCUAAUUGGCAACUGCUCCAAGCAACAGAUAACAAUGGUGAUCUUAUUUAUUCAUCUUUUGUUCAGCUUGAAUACGACUGUGAGGAAGGUUGGUUUAUUCAUUGACUUUAACAUUAAACUGCU